Messenger RNA from Mandrillus leucophaeus (drill), 521 nucleotides. RefSeq names its product secretoglobin, family 3A, member 2 (gene SCGB3A2). The record is from RefSeq and is a predicted model, not a curated record. Lineage: Eukaryota; Metazoa; Chordata; Mammalia; Primates; Cercopithecidae. Bases 94 to 375 code for a protein of 93 amino acids. The transcript has 3 exons.
ACACUUUGUAUGGCAAGUGGAACCACUGGCUUGGUGGAUUUUGCUAGAUUUUUCUGAUUUUUAAACUCCUGAAAAAUAUACCAGAUAACUGUCAUGAAGCUGGUAACUAUCUUCCUGCUGGUGACCAUCGGCCUUUGUAGUUACUCUGCUACUGCCUUCCUCUUCAACAACGCGCCCCUUCCUGAUGACAAGUUGGUACCUUUACCUCUGGACAACAUUCCUCACCUUAUGGAUCCAUUAAAGCUUCUUCUGAAAACUCUGGGCAUUUCUGUUGAGCACCUUCUGGAGGGGCUAAAGAAGUGUGUGAAUGAGCUGGGACCAGAGGCUUCUGAAGCUGUGAAGAAACUGCUGGAGGCGCUAUCACACUUGGUGUGAUGUCAAGAUAAAGAAAGAGCAGAGGUGGAUGGGGAUGGAGGAUGAUGCUCCUAUCUUCCCUGGCUGAAAUGCAUUCUACCAAUUAUAGACUAAAUGCCCUAAAAUGUAGUGACCUGUGAAAAGGACAAAUAAAGCAAUGAAUAGAU